Molecule: messenger RNA, 1617 nt
Organism: Theobroma cacao (cacao)
Lineage: Eukaryota; Viridiplantae; Streptophyta; Magnoliopsida; Malvales; Malvaceae
Source: RefSeq, a predicted model, not a curated record
GCUCUAUCCACUCAUCAUUUCAGAAAGAUUGCAGCAUCUUUAGCAGCUUAACUAAGAUGCCUUCUAAACCUCAGGCUUUGUAUUUGUGUUUGUGUUUACAAGUUUGCUUGUAUAUGUCUUUGCCGAUGUGGUUUUGACAGUUCCCAAACUCAGUUAUCUGUUCAUCUAAUGGAUUUAGAGUUCACCUGCUUGUGCUUGUGCUUAAUUGGGCAUGUAACAUAAAUUUCUAAUCCAGUCUUUCCAAAUUUAGGGUAGCUAGAUAGAUUGCAGGCUCCUCAGGCAUGUUAAUCAAAGUACAUUUUUUACAAUAAAAGGGUGUCUGAACAUUGAUCUUAUCCAUUUCCGGACAAUCAAUCUCAAACUAAAGACAAACUGAUUUCUGUAAAGUUUUUACAAUUUGAACAGUUCUUGUCUUGGGAGAGUUUUUUACGGUGAAGACAUAGCAUAUGUGAGAAACAAAUUCGGACCAUGCAAGCUCUUGGGAUAAACAUCAAGAACACCAUGUUGCAAGAAAAGGUAGACCACCGAGCCACUGACCUGUGGCGUGGAGACCAAGCAUCGUUACCUAUUUGGUAUCCUGCAUGAUUUUUCUUGUUAAGAUAAUUAUAAAAAUUAUUUAGUUAGAAUUGUAAUACAAUACUGUUACCUUGUUAGACAAUAAUAUUUAUUUAAGAAUUUAAGUUAAACUAUGAAUAGGAUUAGUGUGUAUAUGUAUAUAUAUAACAUUCCUGUCUGUUUCCUUAGGCUUUCAUCAAACAAGAGAAAAAGAAAAAGCAGCAAAAAUGCUUCUAAGAAGCUCAUCACCGCCAGUCCUCACAACGUGCAUUCCUCAGAGCUCGCCUGCGGUUGACUCCUCACGUAGGCUCCCAUCAAAACCGAUUGCCUUGACAGCCUCAUCGAUCAACAAAAUCCAAAGAACAUCGCCGGAGUGCAACAUGAGGCAAAUGGCUAUUCCAAGGCAAAAGCUACCUAGUGGCGGUGUUGGUGUGAGGGCUGGAGGAAAAGGGUUUGGAGAUUGGGGUCAAGGGGAACAAAGUUUGGACGAGUAUUACCAGAAUAUGAUAAAAACUUACCCUGGAGACACUCUUCUUCUUACAAAUUACCUUAAAUUCUUGGUAGAGGUACGGGGUGAUCUUCUGAAAGCUGAGGAGUAUUGCGAGAGAGCCAUUUUGGUGAAACCAGAUGACGGGGAAGUUUUAUCAAUGUAUGGAGAUUUGAUAUGGAUUAACCAUGGAGAUGGAGCUCGUGCUCUAUAUUAUUCUCAUCGAGCUGCUCAGGCUUCCCCUGAUGAUUAGUAUAACUUUCUCAUCCCUCUUAAUUUGCCCACUACCAGAUGACAUCUAGCCAGUUCUGCUUUCAUUAUGGAAAAUGUUGAACUUUGGGUAUCCUUGAUGCAGCCAUGUCCUUGCAUCUUAUGCUCGACUUGAGUGGGCUGCUGGAAAAGAAGAAGAAGACAAGGCAACAGAAAGAUGAGCAGAAAUUAGAACAUCAAACAUUGUACCAAAACUUCGACAUACACACCCCAGCUGUCACGGUCUCAAAGGAAAACCAUAAAUCUUACGUCGACUUAAAAAUGUUUUUUUUUUUAAAUAAAAUCGUAAAAUUCAAUAAAAUAAA